AUGUUGCAGAUUCUUAAUUCUUACCCAAAAUGCUUAGUCUUAGGGGAUUUCAAUCAACUUGAAUUCUUUUCAGAUAAAUUAGGUGGGUCUAGUACAAUACAAGGAUGGGAUGACUUUGUUAAUUGGAGAAUUAGUAGUCAACUAUUGGAUAUUCCUUAUUCGGGUCCUAAGUUUACUUGGACUAACAAGAGAGAAGAGCCUCAUCUAAUUUUGGAGCGGUUAGAUAGAGGGUAUAUGACAAAUGAUUGGUUUAUGUCCUUCCCCGAUACUAAAAUUUCAAAUCAACCUUUCAUUGCAUCCGACCAUGCAGCAAUUGUCCUUGAUACUGAAGGAAUACCUACUCGGAAAAAUAGACCCUACCAAAUAGAGAAUUGGUGCCUGGAAUUCACAGAAAUUUGUGAUCUUAUUGAUCGUACUUGGAGAAUACCAUGUCAAGGUUCACCGAUGUUUACUUUGUCGAGGAAACUAGUUCUCCUUAGAUUGAAAAUUCGAGGAUGGUGUCUGAGGAAUAAGAAAUUGUGGGGAGUCAAUUGGAGGGAGCUAAAUGACAAUCUCUCGACAACAGGUUUAAUGGUGAAAACUAUAACUCAAGGGGGUACUUACAUAGAAAAGGUUGAUGAAGCGUAUUCUACUGCAGCUAUUAAAGUGAAAUUCUGGAAACAAAGAAUAAAAGAGAGAUGGGUAAAGGAAGGUGAUCUUCCUACUAAACUCUUAUACUCAAGAGUUAAGGCAAGACAGAAGAAAAAUGAAGUCCUCACCUUAAAAAAUCAUGCGGGGCAGUGGACUGAAGGCCAAGACCAAGUACAGGAUCUCGUGGUUCAAUCACUAAAGCAAGUCUUUAUUUCAGAUCAAGAUCUUCCUCCUGAUGAUGAACUUGACAUGGUUUUAAGGGAGUUGGAUUUGCCUCAAAUUUCACAAGGGAACGUUUCUAUGCUUGAGAGACCAUUUUCAUAUACCGAUAUUAAAACGGCUAUGUUUGCAAUGGAUAGUUCUAAAUAUCCAGGGCCGGAUGGAUAUACAACGGGGUUUUUUAAGCUUCAUUGGGAGAAGGUAGGGAAGUCAGUUUGUGAUGCAGUGAACAGCUUCUUGACAACGGGAUUUCUCUUAAAAGAAUGGAAUCAUUCGCUACUAGUUAUGAUUCCAAAAUGUGAAAUGCCGGAGGAGGUAGGACAUCUUAGGCCCAUAAGUCUUUGCAAUACUAUUUACAAGUGCGCCUCUAAAUGUCUAGUAUUGAGAAUGAAAUUAGUGCUUCCAGCCAUCAUUUCUCCAUCACAACAUGCCUUCAUUUCUGGAAGAUUUAUGACGGAUAAUGUUCUCCUUAGUCAUGAGCUCAUUGACAAGAUUAAUCAUAGGAAGAGAGGAAAGGGUUACUUGGCCCCGGUUAAAAUGGACAUGAGUAAAGCCUAUGACCGUGUUUAUUGGAUUUUUCUCCUCAAAGUUCUUCGGGCUUAUGGGUUUCCUAAUCAUUGGAUUCAUCUAAUACAUCAGUGUAUUUCUACCGUGUCAUAUAAGGUCCUUAUCAAUGGAUGUACUUCAGAUCAGUUUCGGCCAAAGUGUGGCAUUCGACAAGAAGAUCCAUUGUCCCCUUUCCUGUUCCUCUUUUGCAUGGAGAUGUUUUCUCGAAUGCUGCAGAUGGGAAGUGACCUUUUUUCCUUCCAAGGGAUCAACAUCACAAGGGGAAGUCCAAAAAUUUCACACAUAUUCUUUGCAGAUGAUGCGCUCCUAUUUUUCAAGGCAGAUAGGGGAAGCUGCUCCAAUAUCACCAACAUCGUUAAUAGAUUCUGCAGGAUUUCGGGACAACAAUUGAAUUUACAAAAGUCUCAUUUUAAACUUAGUCCUAAUACACCUGAGCUGGAGCAACAAGGUUUUCGAAGUAUUUUGAACAUGCAGAUGGUUCAAAACUUUGGACCGCAUUUAGGAGUUCCUAUUGAUCUUACGGGGAAAAGGCAUACAAACUUUCAAUCUAUUGUUGAUAAGGUGGUGGCGAAGGUAAGUUCUUGGAAUUCAGUUUGUCUAUCCCAAACCCAGAAACUAAUCCUUAUCAAUUUUGUCCUGGUUGCAAUGGCUUCCCAUGUCCUUAGUUGUAUGGAAAUACCUUUGUCUAUUUCUUAUAAAAUAGAUUCGAUUUUAGCAAGGUUUUUCUGGGCCAAAGGUCCGAAUACGGGUAUGCAUUGGGUUAAUAGAAAAAUUAUCCAACUACCGAAGGGAUUGGAAGGUUUAGGAGUGCGGAAUAUGGCUACCUUGAAUAAAUCCCUUUUAAUGAGGCAAGCAUGGUGUGUCAUCAAAAACCCACAAUCGUUGUUGGGUAAGGCUUUUUUUAGGAAAUUUCCGUCUUCCCUAAAAGGGGUUCCUUCAACUAUAAGUGGGAACAGGUUUUCUUGGGGUAUGAGGGGAAUAGGUAGAGCAACAAACCUUCUUUUACAAGGAUGCGACUGGAAAAUUGGUAAUGGAAAAACUGUUGUAGCAGGAAGGGACAGAUGGGUGAAGGAUAGAGUUCCCGUUUUUAAAUCGAGUGUUACCCUUCAGAAUGCUAGGAAUUGGAAAGUUAAUCAUUUUAUCCUUCCUAAUGGGCCUGGAUGGGAUUUGGAUAGGGUUAACUCGUGUUUUGAGUUUGAUGAUGCUCGUCAGAUUGUAGAAAUGGAACUUCCUGCAGGUGAUUCCGCUGAUUUCCUCUAUUGGAGAUUUCAUAAAUCAGGGAAGUUUACGGUUAAAACGGCCUAUGCAAUGUUAGCAAUGGAGGAUUAUGGUCAAAACCCGUACCAUCCACACCAAGAUUUCUUUAAGAUCCUUUGGGCUCUGAAGAUUCUACCAAAAUGGAAGCUUUUUCUAUGGAAACUACUCCAUAAUAGCAUAGCUACAAAAGUGAAUUUGGGAAGGCGAGGAACUCAAUUGGAGGUUACUUGCGACUAUUGUCAGAAUGGUAAUGAGGAUUCACAACAUUUAUUCAGGUUCUGUGAUCUAGCAAGACAAGUUUGGAGGAGUGGGUUACUUACUAUCCACUCAGAACACAAUGAGGAUCAAUCUUUCAUAGAUUGGUUUCUCUACUAUAUCCGGCUCUUUCAAUGCCAGGAUGGGAAAAACAGCCAAAGAACUGUUUACUUUAUUACAACUAUGUGGGCGUUAUGGAUCUCAAGGAAUAAUCGAGUUUUCAAGAGCACUCAGGCGGGGGUGUCUGGUGUCCUCAGCAUCAUAACAGAAGGACUGAAACAACAAGGAAUUUUGUGUACUCAUACUUCUUCCUUGAGGUUUCUCCAUCCACCAGAAAGGGAUCCUAUUUACCCUCCAGGUUUUUUCAGGAAAAUAAUUGCGGAUUCAGGUAUGGUAGGGUCAAUAUCUGUCAUACAAGUGGAUGGUUCUUGGCAUAAGAAUAGUCGAAUAGCAGGAAUGAGUUGGUAUUGGGAAUGUGAUAAUCUUACUGUGGAUGGUAUCUUAGGAGGAGCAUGUGUUGGCACUGCUGAAUCCGCUUUGCACACUGAAGUUGUUGCAUGUCUUAUGGCUCUCCGUUGGUGUGUACAAGCUACUCUCGAAAACGUUACUAUUCUCAUAAAUUCUCAAAGAUUGGUGGAAAUGCUCCAGAUCGGCGCUUCAAUCGAUGUUCACUUACUUUGGACAGUGGAAGAAAUACUACGUUUGGGUACUACAUUCAACUGGUGUAGCAUUCAAAAAGUGGAUCGUCAUCAAGUGCAAAAGGCACACGAACUCGCAACAGGGGUGGCUUCUACUUCUUUAUCGUUUUGUAAUUUUCCUUGA
Messenger RNA from Spinacia oleracea (spinach), 3750 nucleotides. RefSeq lists its product as uncharacterized. The transcript has a single exon. Bases 1 to 3750 code for a protein of 1249 amino acids. Gene Ontology annotation, molecular function: RNA-DNA hybrid ribonuclease activity; nucleic acid binding. NCBI's taxonomy places the organism in Eukaryota, Viridiplantae, Streptophyta, Magnoliopsida, Caryophyllales, Amaranthaceae. The record is from RefSeq and is a predicted model, not a curated record.